AUGAAUCAAACAGAACGCAACAUUCGUUGGAUAUCCUCGGAAUCUCCUGGACUAGAUUGGCAGUCAACAGUUCCAAAUUUAAUAUUGAAAUUAAACCUUUUCCUACUCCCGGUUCACUUUCUACUAUCCCUGUUUCAUUUCAAAAUCUUAUGGUGCCUCAGAUCCCAAGUCAUUUAUAUAUUCCAUUUAUCCAUAUGCCUUACCAACUUGAUCUACAUUUUGACCUCUUGGUACCCGGCUUUUCUACAUUUUCUGAGACCCGUGGAAGAGUAUUGCUACCGAAGUUACACCUAUUUUGAGAUAACUGUACAGCUAAUUUUUGGGACUAUUCGGGAUUCUACAAUUAUCUAUUCGAACUGGAUAAUUUGCUAUAUGGCGGUUUAUAGUGGGCUUGGAGUAUUUUUAGAAACUUUUCAAAGUUCAAAAGUUGCAUUUUGGAAUUGUGUUGUAGUUAUGGUAUUGUCCGUAUUUGGAGCUAUCAAUUUAUGGACAAAGCAUAAAAUUCGAGAGGUGACACUGGAUUUUGGCUGUGAAAUCAGUUUCAUUGCCCUCCCCGAAAUUCGUUAUGCGGUUGUAACUCCAGCGGACUAUGACAGGAUGUAUUUGAUGGUACUGAACUUAAUAAGAGGUGUUAUCCGUGGACCAUGCUACUUGUAUCCAGCAGUUCUUGGGUUUUUACUGAUAAUGCUGAUAGUUGUGAUGUUGAAACCAGGGGAUCGAUCUCAAAAAACUUCAUCAAUUGUGUUAAGCUUAUGUCAAACGUUUACUAUGUUAGCUUGCAAACUUCCAGAUAUUUUAAUUCCAUUUUUACAUAACCUUGUCAAUGAGAAGAGUCUACGUGAAACAACUGCACAAAUCGCGGCUUGGUCUACAGUUGCGAUAAUUAUCAAUCAAUAUCUUCAAAUUAUCAUUUGCAUUGUAGUUUCUGCAAAGUAUAGGGAAUCAGGAAAAAUGGUGUUUCGAAGGAGUGAACGUGUGGUUGGCGUAGGUGGCCUACAGUGA
This is a messenger RNA of Caenorhabditis elegans, 1002 nucleotides long. It is a transcript of the gene F09C6.16, whose product is annotated as Seven transmembrane MLO family protein. The transcript is spliced from 4 exons. Gene Ontology annotation, molecular function: G protein-coupled peptide receptor activity. Gene Ontology annotation, biological process: G protein-coupled receptor signaling pathway. The record is from RefSeq and is marked reviewed. The coding region runs from base 1 to 1002 and encodes 333 amino acids. Lineage: Eukaryota; Metazoa; Nematoda; Chromadorea; Rhabditida; Rhabditidae.